This is a messenger RNA of Oryza sativa Japonica Group (Japanese rice), 1338 nucleotides long. NCBI's taxonomy places the organism in Eukaryota, Viridiplantae, Streptophyta, Magnoliopsida, Poales, Poaceae. The record is from RefSeq and is a predicted model, not a curated record.
AUGGAUGGAAUGCCGCUCCCGCAAUUAAUCCGCAGCACGCCCGCGCUCGCCUCGUUUAAUUCCUUAAGCGUCGCAUGCAGGCAUGCAGCACGCCGCUCAACCUCGCCGCUCACGCUCGCCGCCGCCGCUUGCGUCGCGCUCGCCGGCCCUGCUCUUGUCGCUCUCGCCGCCGCCGCCGCCGCCGCUUUCGUCGCGCUCGCCGGCCGCACUCUCGUCACGCUCGCCGCCGCUGCUCUCGUCGCACUCGCCACCGCCGCCGCUUGCGUCGUGCUCGCCGGCCCCGCUCUCGUCGCUUACGUCGCGCUCACCGGCCGUGCUCUCUCACGCUCGACACCGCCGCCGCCGCUCGCAUUGUGCUCAAGAUGCUUGACGAGAAGCGCGAACGUGAGCUCACUCCCAGGAAGGAUGAUGCCAAAGAAAUGCAAGAGUAGCCUUGGCUUCAUCUAGGAAAGAUGGUUGACAAACUGAUCUGCAACAACUCUUGUAUCUUUCUUGCCUAGUUUCCUAUUCUUGCUUCUAGCCAACAAAGCUUGAUAAACUUGUUUUCUCACUUCUUCGGUCAUGUCUUUCCUUCCUUCGAUGGUUUACUUCAACGGGAGCCACGACAUGUUCUAGCAAAAGGAAGAAAAUCAAGUUCAUUGAUAGUACAAAUAACCAUGGCAUGUUCUAGCAAAAUCUAAUUGUAUCAAAAAGCAAGUUGGCUUACCAGCAAGGUGUUGUACAUAAUCGAAAUCGACUGCACCAAAUUCAUUUAGUGGCAAGUUCAAAUCAAAACCAGUUAAAAAAAAAGGAAAACAAUGAUAUGAGAAACGAUAGAGAAGAAGAGAUAGUACAGUUGCCGUACAAACAUGCACGAGAGAAGAAAAAUCCUGUCAAACAGAGAAGAAAAGUACCAUUGCCGUGCUCCAACGGAGGCUCGUUCAGAUCAAAGGCAAACUCGCCAUCGCCAUCUUCGGCCAUGUGUACUGCAAUAGUGAGAGAAAGCUAGCUAGAAGCCUAGAACUAGAAGAUGAGAUGGCUCAGUACUCCAAACGUGAAAGCAAGUUAGCGUAUAUACGGGCAAGCAGUAACCCAAGCGUCGGCAUUCUCAGCACGCGCGCGCGAAAAACUUACCACGGCAUAGGCGCGCGAAUAGCGGUAACGAGCGCCAGGCAAAAAAAUUUAAGCAUCACGCGCGGCAGUGAACCCAAACUAAAAAAGCAAAACAAAAAACGCGCCUAAACGCCACCUGCAUGAGCGCCAUGCAGUCAACCAAGUAUCCAAGCCCGCCUAAAUCAGUGCCAUGCAAAACCAAGCAACCAGCUCGCCAGGAUUCGAACCUGGGUCCUGCGGAAUCCA